AAAACAGGCUACAGCUGCUACAACUAGAGACAACACCACCAAGGUCCGAGUAAGUUGGAGGCUGUGAACAUUGAAUAUUGAUUGACUCCAACUCCCCAGCCCAAGUUUGGGGUUGAGGCUCAACCGGUCCGAGUGUCCCGCCCACACCCACACUGGGUCGGGCUUAGAAAUGGAGGCCGAGGCCGAAGCCACCGAAGCCAGCGACCCUCUGGCUUUAGUGACCGUGGAGCCGGCUCCGGCUCACGAAGCCCGGCCGUGCUGGUUGUGCUCGCAUCAAGCGCCCAACCUCAAGAAGCUCAAGACCCACCUGCUCCUUAAACACGGCCAACAUCACCAUUUGUGCCUCUUUUGCGUGGACAAGAAGGGCUGGAGCGACUCAUUCGCCUCCAACGCCCAAUACAACCAACACUACGAGGCCCGACAUCGCGGACUCAUCGCCGAUCCGCGUGCCUGGCAGGCCCAGGACCGCGAGCGCAAGAGUCGCAUCAAGGCGCGAUUCCGCGAGCAAGUCCGACAAGCCCAAGCCCAAGGCCGACCUAUGCCGCGACGUGAGCGACUGGGCCGCGAUCACUGUCUCCUCUGUCCCAAUAAACCGGCCUUUGUCACGGACUUGGCCUUCCAUCAGCACCUAAUCGCCGCUCAUCACUACGACUACUGCAAGAUCUGCGACCUGAUCGGACCGCGACACACGGUGCGCUAUCACAUCACCGAUCGCCAUACUCAUCAGUUGUGCCACGUGUGCGGCAGCUCCAGUCCGCGAUUCCGCGAUGCCGCCAGUUUAUUAGCCCAUUGGCAGCAGUCCCAUGGUUUCGAAUUGCAUCGUUACCAUUGCUUUGAUUGCCCCGCCCCUCAUCGACCGGUUUUCACCAACCUCGAGCAAUUGCGGCAUCAUCUUCUCGACGAGCAUCUAACUCGUGGCGAUGUCUUGCGACCCAUGCGCAAACGUCGCGGGUUGGCCGGUCCGGAUCCCAUGGACGAUCUGACUGAACCGCCCGUGCCCCCGCCCCAAAUCGCCACUGUCCGUGGGCUGCCCAAUGCCAGUGGCCAAGAUUGCUUCGCCAUUUCCGUCCUCCAUUUAUUAGCCCAGACGGAUUUGGGGCAGCGCCUCGAUCCGCCCACCCAUCAUCGUCAUCAAUGCACCGUGGCCAGUUGCGUUCUGGGCCAUUUUUUGCAAGAUUAUGCGAAAGGAAGUGCGGGUUUGGAUGCGGUACGGGUAUUUCAGAACUACGCCCAUUUUGAGGUGAGCCACUUACCCGUGGAUUGCGGCGAUUUUCUGCGAGGCGCUCUCAAUCAAUGUGCGGCCAGUCCGGCGGAACAUCGCGGGUCCAUGGACCUGGAUCCGGCCUUCAAGAUGUUCCUUCAAUGGAAGUUUGAGUGUGAUAAUUGUCAAAGAUUCGUAGUGUCCUCGUGUAAAGAAUAUGUCUUGAAAAUUAACGGCUCCCAGUCCGGCAGUUUGUCGGAACUCUUGAAUAAGUUUUUGCACGAACGGGUGUGUCGCUGUGGGGCCCUGUGUCAGGUGUAUCCCGCGGUCAAGCAAGCCGGUCAAUACAUCUUUGUCGAGAUUGAUCGGGCUUUUAACACGGACGGGAGUGACUCCAAAGAGAUUGCCUUAUAUUCGUUACAAUUACAAGACACCUACAGUAUUUUUGGCUUCCAAUACCGUGUGAUUGGAACCGUGCAUUAUGACUUAGAAAACCUGCAAGGCGGACACUAUGUGACCCGCAUAUUUUCCGACCCGUUGGAAUGCAUCACCAUUCACGAAAACAAGAUCCAAACCGAGCGCAAAAAGCCGGAUUUUGAUGCCGAUGCUGUCAUUGUGGCCCUGAAGAAAAUUGAGAUAACCUCCUCCAGUAAUGAUCUCAAGCGAAUAGAACUGGAAAUUGAAUAUGAAAACCAAUCGCUCGAGAUCGAGUCAAACCCACCGGAUGCCGACAACCACCCCAAAAGUCCUGAACCUUCGACAUCGAAGCUUUCCAAACCAAAUUCGGCGGGAGAAGAAGAUGCUCGUUCCAAUGAAGGAGCCUGUCCAUCGGGAUCAAAUCCCGGGGGUGAUUUCAAAGACGAUAGAGAACUGUCGAGUGUCAUUGAUCUGCCCAAGAGUGUGUCCAUGAAGGCCAAGAAUCAAAUGAUUUUGGAUGUGCUCGCAGAGAGUGAAUUUUGAAUGGCUACUUUACCGAUGAUGUCUAACAGAUCAAUAAAAAUAGCAAUUUUUUUCGUUAGUUAUA
Molecule: messenger RNA, 2225 nt
Organism: Tigriopus californicus
Lineage: Eukaryota; Metazoa; Arthropoda; Copepoda; Harpacticoida; Harpacticidae
Exons: 2
Coding region: 170-2161 (663 amino acids)
Source: RefSeq, a predicted model, not a curated record